Molecule: messenger RNA, 1650 nt
Organism: Penicillium soppii
Lineage: Eukaryota; Fungi; Ascomycota; Eurotiomycetes; Eurotiales; Aspergillaceae
Exons: 1
Coding region: 1-1650 (549 amino acids)
Source: RefSeq, a predicted model, not a curated record
AUGGGAUUGUCAAUUCCGGAAGAAAUAAGCCAUCAAUUCAUCGGCGAAAGUUUCAGCGACCGCGGGACCCUUGACCACCAAGAAGAUCUCCAGAAGCAUCCCUAUAAGUACGAUGAGCCAGUUGUGACAAGCCAUGGAAAGACUUGCCUAUGGUGUGAUCACGAAGGCAUGACCGAACCGCCGAAGGAAUAUGAAGAGCACGAACACCCAGACGAAGAGCACGAACACCAAGACGAAGACAACGUUGAAGACCCUGAUCAUCAUCAAGGCAGCGAACCUGAUGACCCUCAAUUGGAAGGACUACCUGUGGAUCAAAUCCCGCCAUUGCUAUACAGAUGUUAUGACAGUGGCUCACAGGGCGUGAACUCCCGUCAGGGAUUUCUAUCUGGUCUUUUCGCCAGCGGUGUCUGUUUCAAGCGGAAACAAAUCAAUGAUGAGAAAUUCGAAGAACAUUUUCGAAACCAUGUCAGUCCAAAGAAGAUCCUGACCCCGUUCAUUUCAACAUUUCGUUCGCCUUUGGCACCCCUCCAACGCGCAUCACGCAGUCUGAAAAUCGGAACAAUUGCAGUCAUUGAUACAAAAAAGAUUCGCACAGAAGUCUUCUAUGCCCAUCCUAUCGCGAAAUAUACCAGAAGCUUUACCUUCUCCUGGCGAGGCAAAGGCGAAUUCUUGAUUUGGGGGCAGGUCCCUGGCGAAGCUGUAAUUUUCACAAUCAAUUUCAGCACUCUGGAGCGAGUCGCAAUCUCUUACCGUGAUAUCAAUCGUCUCUUACAGUUGUCAAUCUUGCGCAGUACCGUACGUUGCAAUAAACGCUUGCGUGAUCAUUUGGCAGCAAAGCGAAAGUCGCCGUACAGAUCCGGUCGAGCCUUCGGCAAGCUCCUGUCUCUUGUCAAGUUUCCAACUCUCCAUUGGGAGCAUGCGGCGCACUGGUUUACGAAUUGCUGGGGGUGGAUUUGCAGUAAGGAAAUUGUGGAGUUUAUGCGUGGCUUAAAAAGUGAAUUCCCUUACGUGGAUGAAGAGCUUUCGGAUUCGGAGAAUGAAGUUUGCUUGAUCACACCCAAGCAAACUCCACACAAAUCGUGCGCCAAUGGUGAAUUGCCAUCGCAGUCGCUCACGGAGUCGCUCACGGAGUCAGAAAACAAAGGAUACCUGAUUACUCCACAGCAAACUCCCGAAAAUCCGAAAACCAUUCUCAAUCUGCGCCUGCAAUCAAGCACACAUUCAGACUCAGAUGAGGCCUAUGAGCCUCUGAAUUCUGAAGAAGACAUAGAGCGCUCGUCCGAAGAAGACGGCUCCAGAGAUGUGGAGAUGGAUUCGGUCUCGUUAGAAAACAAAACGGAAACGAUCGACGAUGGCCACUUCUCAACACACGAGAGCUUAUCAAGUUUCGAUUCUUCAAUCCCAAACCGGUGUGAGCACGAUACUCGCGAUCACCAACAGAUGCUCGGCGGUAAUACCAGUAAUCAGAGGAAUCUGUGGUACCGCCAUUCUUCGGAAACGGAAGUAUGCGUGCAUACACUGUGCCCAAUAUCAGUUGUAAUCCCUACACAGCCUCUGUAUCCAUCAUCCAUCGCCCUGUCUCGCGAGGAAGAGAUGAGCGAUGUCUUGAUUUAUGAGAAUGGUUCCUGGAACCAGCUCCAGGGAGAGUGA